Messenger RNA from Lytechinus variegatus (green sea urchin), 1044 nucleotides. RefSeq lists its product as uncharacterized. The record is from RefSeq and is a predicted model, not a curated record. Bases 1 to 1044 code for a protein of 347 amino acids. The transcript has a single exon. NCBI's taxonomy places the organism in Eukaryota, Metazoa, Echinodermata, Echinoidea, Temnopleuroida, Toxopneustidae.
AUGGUUGUGGAUUUCCGAACGAGGAAAAGUUCAAAUCCUCUCGAUCGGUACAUCUUGAGCUUUUUUCACAAUACUCCCUUGAGGGCCUUUGCCUUGCAGCCAUCUAAAGCAAAGCAAAGGUUCGGCUUUAAGGUAAGUCUGAAGGACAGACCUACAACCAGGCGAGGGAUACUGUCUAAGGUAAGUUCCUUAUACGACCCCCUUGGGUUCCUAGCACCUUUCAUCUUGGUAGCCAAGGUUCUUCUGCAAGGCAUCUGCCAGAAAGGUCUAGCAUGGGAUGAUCCAGUGGAUGAGAAGGAUCUCCAGACCUGGCAAGAAUGGCUUGAUGAUCUUCCCAGACUGACAGAGAUCAAGAUACCAAGAUGUCUCAAACCGGAAGUACUUGGAGAUCAAGUACUUUACCACUAUCAGCUCCACUAUUUCUGCGAUGCGUCAGAGCUUGGGUAUGCAGCUGUGGCUUACCUACGCAUAGUGGAUUCUGCUGGUCGCAUACACUGCUCAUUUGUUUGUGGUAAGUCUAGACUCAGUCCCUUGAAGGUCACCUCAAUACCAAGGCUUGAAUUGGCAGCAGCCGUACUAGCUGUUGACAUGGAUCACAUGAUUCAAGAGGAAUUAAGGUUACCGAUUGCUACCACAACGUUCUGGACAGAUUCAACUUCUGUUCUUAUGUACAUCCAAAAUGAGAGCAGAAGGUUCCAUACCUUCGUGGCAAAUAAAGUUGCUAAGAUUCGUGAGGCAACAGAACUAAGCCAGUGGCGACACGUGAACACUAAACUCAAUCCAGCUGAUGAUGGAUCAAGGGGUUUGAAGGCUCAGGAGCUUAUCACGAAUCCAAGAUGGCUCUCAGGACCCGACUUCCUCAAACAAGAGGAAGAAAACUGGCCAUCUUCUCCAGCUAUCUUGGGAGAACUGAAGAAAGAUGACCUGGAAGUAAAGAAAGACAGAGUUCAUGUAAAUACUGUCGUAACAAAGGACAGUGUGCAAGAACUGUUGACCAAAUCAAAUGAUCAAAAAGAUAGGUCAAAUGGUCGGAUUUCUUGGUAG